ACUUCUCGGGAGUCAUCAAUGGUACACUAUGGAGACUUUAGGUGAAAUGCCUGCAGAGACUCUUACCUUCGGCGACCUGUAUUCCCACUGCAGUAUCGACGGUGACAAACUCCAGUGCAGCAGUGCCAGGGGUGAGAGCCGGAUAAACAUUCCCAUAGCGGACAUACUCUGUAUACUCUCAGAUGGGAAUGUUUCACGGGGAUACAUAGUCGUCUUUCUUAAGGAGACCGGAUCACCCAGUACCCCACCAGAACUUGAAAGAAUAUACCUUCAGACCGCGCUACCAACAGUGUUAUCCGACCAUUUACUUACUGAAGUACCAGACCAUCUCAACUACGACUGUCAUAUAAUCGUUUCCACUGCAUCUGGGACAGGAAGGGCCAAAGUACUAUCUGGUAUACUUCAACAACUUCUCGCGUGGAUCGGCCUCAAUCGGUUUACGGUUCACGAGACACAGUCAGCUCAGACAAUAACUGAGUUGUGUCAUUCUUUGUUCAUCCCGCAGGCCGAAGCGGGUAUCCAACAAACCAAGGUUCUACUGUCUGGAGAUGGUGGACUCUGCGAUAUUAUUGAUGCAUUCCAUAGUACGCCGAAAAGCAUCCAAGCGAUACCGAACAUAGCCCUUAUCCCUGCCGGCACUGGCAAUGCCAUGGCGAAUUCCAUUGGGCUGAUGGUUCUUCCUAAAAACCCACUAAUGGCACUGCUGCGCGGAAAACCUAUUCCUCUACCCGUUUUCGUUGCUACGUUCUCCGACGGAGCGCGCUAUGUCCAGGGAGACAGUUCCCGCGUUUCGAGGAUAUAUGGAUGUGUUGUUGCCAGUUGGGGGAUACAUGCCUCGCUAGUUGCAGAUAGCGACACAGUCGAAUAUCGCAAGUUUGGAGCCGACAGAUUCAAAAUGGCUGCAAAAGAGCUCCUUUUCCCAUCGGACGGUAGCGAGGCCCACAAAUACAGUGGCACUAUAACCUUGCUCAAGAGAGAUGGCCAACAAUGUCUCGAGCAUGAACUGGUUUUAGAGCAUAAGGAACAUGCAUAUGUGCUGGCAACAUUAGUGUCAAAUCUCGAGAAAGAUUUCAAAAUCUCUCCAAACUCUGCCGCACUUGAUGGUGCUUUGAGGAUCGUUCAUUUCAGCCCAAUGCCAUCUCAGCGGGUAAUGCAGCUGCUAUCUGCUGCGUACCAAGACGGGCAGCACGUCAAAGACAAUGAUGUCAUGUACUGCGAGAUUGAAGGUUUGAGAAUUGAUUUUCAUGAAGUAGACGAGAACUGGAGGCGUGUGUGCAUCGACGGUAGGGUGGUUGUCAUUGAGGAAGAAGGCUGGAUGAGUGUGCGCAAGGAAGGCAGGUCAUUGGUGGCCCUCCUUUGGUCAGGGCGUUAA
Molecule: messenger RNA, 1372 nt
Organism: Aspergillus nidulans FGSC A4
Lineage: Eukaryota; Fungi; Ascomycota; Eurotiomycetes; Eurotiales; Aspergillaceae
Product: diacylglycerol/lipid kinase family protein
Exons: 1
Coding region: 29-1372 (447 amino acids)
Molecular function (GO): kinase activity; transferase activity
Source: RefSeq, a predicted model, not a curated record